AUGAAAAGGAAAUACUUAUGUGGUCAUAAUCGUCCGUUGACGCACGUGAAUACGAAUUACGAUGGGGACUUACUGUUUACCACAGGCAGGGAUAAAAAGUUCAUUUUGUGGAGACUGGCCGAUGGGAAUCAAAUAGGACUCUACGAGUGCAGCGGGGCCGUGUACAACUCCGAUGUGACAUACGACAGCAAACGGAUCGCAUGCUCCUCCGCCGCGAACAAGGUUUACAUAUUCGACGUGUACACAGGAGAGACACUCACCGUAAUGGAAGAAAAUGGACCUGUGCGUUUUGUAGAGUUUAACAAAAAUCCGUUGGAUCAAAGUAAGUUAAUUGUUGCCACGGACAGACUGAAGGCAGAACAUAAACGGUUCAUUAAGCUAUAUGAUUUAAAAAGUAAUUCAGUGGUAUGGAAACAGGAACACGAGAGUAGGUGUAUCCAAGUGAGGUGGUGUUUUUUCGAUAAACUUAUUUUAUCAGCACACGAAAAUGGAGAGAUAGUAAUAUGGAACGCUGAGGAUGGACAUCAAAUGAGAAAAAUACAAGCUCAUUCUAAGGAGGUGACAAACAUGGCAUUCGACAAGGACAGGAUGAUAAUGCUAACAUCGUCAUCUGAUGGAACAGCAACGUUAAGGGAUGCAAUAAAUUUUGACGUGAUAAAUGAGUAUACAGCGGAUAGGCCACUCAACACGUGUGAUAUCUCUCCUCUUUUUAAGAAUGAAAACAACCCAAAAAAUCACAUAAUUUUAGCUGGUGGUCAGGCAGCUGAACAUGUUACAACGACUGCCACGGGGGAGGGUAAGUUCCAGACACUGCUGUAUGACAUCAUCCAUGCAAACGAGUUGGGAAGCAUCAAGGGCCACUUCGGAACUGUGCAUUCUAUCAAAUUCCUGCCACACGGCGACGGGUUUGUCUCCGGGGGAGAAGACGGCUUCGCAAGGAUUUACCACUUCGAUAAGGACUACUUUAUUGGCAAGUAUGACUAG
This is a messenger RNA of Plasmodium cynomolgi strain B, 984 nucleotides long. RefSeq names its product eukaryotic translation initiation factor 3 subunit 2. Gene Ontology annotation, molecular function: protein binding; translation initiation factor activity; RNA binding. The record is from RefSeq and is a predicted model, not a curated record. Lineage: Eukaryota; Apicomplexa; Aconoidasida; Haemosporida; Plasmodiidae. Bases 1 to 984 code for a protein of 327 amino acids. The transcript is spliced from 3 exons. Gene Ontology annotation, biological process: cytoplasmic translational initiation. Gene Ontology annotation, cellular component: cytoplasm; eukaryotic translation initiation factor 3 complex, eIF3m.